UUAAUCCUCCUAGAACGGGCUUGAUUGGCAUCCAGCAUGACUGCUUACACGUCACUGCGGGUUUUCUGAGAAGAUUUCGAGUAACGUUUUUCACUGAAACAAACAAUGGCUAGAAGUAAUAAAGCCGAUCGGGAGCUCACGGAGGUGUUUAAUCAGCUGUGGGCCCUCGACACUAACCGUCUGACGCCAGGCACUGAUUACGUCAUCUCUCUUCAGGGCAAAGCGGGUUAUGUGGCUCAAGGCAGCAACAAUGCCAGAGAUCGGGCCCACGCUCCACUCUUCUCAUACGUCAAUGAGGAAAAGCUGAAGAGCAUUGAGACGUAUGCACACUUUAUCAACUUGCUGGACAACUAUGAGUCUUCCACUGGCGUGUCAGAGACUGUUACUACAGAGGAACUCAAAGAGAACCGACUCUUCAUCGAUGCCAUCAUGGAGACGGACGUCAUGAAGUGCACGCACAACUAUCUGGUCAGGAAGCGACUGUCUCCCUCAAACCCUCAACAAUUCAAGAAACAAUUGUAUGACAUCUGGUUCAAACUCUACCACAGGGACCGGAAUGGAGGGGAGGAUUCCUGUGGAUUUGAACACGUGUUUGUUGGAGAGACCAAAUAUAACCACGAGAUCAUGGGUCUUCAUAACUGGGUCCAGUUCUACCUGCAGGAGAAGCACGGCAAUGUCGACUACAAGGGCUACAAAGCCAGACAAAACAAGGACACUCCUGAUGAGGACGACCAUGUGCUGAGUCUGCAGUUCAGCUGGAAGGGCCUUGUGAAACCGAUGGGUAGCUCCUUCAUCGGUGUCAGUCCAGAGUUUGAGGUCGCUCUUUUCACCAUCAUCUUCCUCAUGUCCACUGAGAAAAUGACCUCUGUUGAGGUGAAGGUGGACGAGUACGUCCUGGAGCUGGUUGUCUAUCGACACGGCCGAUCCAUCGCCACGUCCUACCCCAAGCUGCUCAGCAGUAACAACAGGGAUUUGUAAUUUUAACCCAGUCACUCCAGAGCGAAUAGCAGUCCUUUGUAACAAACUCAUGUUUCUGUUUGACUUUACCAUUUAUAUUGUUAAAAAAUUUUAAUCUCGUUCUUUUGCACUACACAGAAAAAUAAAGUUAAAUAUGGACUUAAUAUGAACCUAUGGUGGAAUGUUCACAACUUUUUGAAGUCACACUCCAGUCAUCUUCUGAUAUAAUUUCAAAGUGUUCCCAGUUUUUUUUUUACUAUGAUCAUGCUGUUUUUAGCCACAAUCAUUUUCUAGUACGGUUUCUGCAGAGUGGUUGGAGCUCAUCAGAUAUUCACCUCUGAGAGUAAGCCUUCCUUUAGUUCCCAUCAUCUUUUUGUUGACAAGCCCUCCCGCUAGCUUACAGCCCCUAACAACCCCCACGUAAUAUUACUGCUGCAGAAAAAAUGCUGAGCAAUAUCAGAGCUAUCCAGCCGUACAGUUUUGAUCCAGAUUCCAGUUCAGACGAGGAAAAC
Messenger RNA from Oryzias melastigma (Indian medaka), 1469 nucleotides. RefSeq lists its product as uncharacterized. Gene Ontology annotation, molecular function: RNA endonuclease activity. NCBI's taxonomy places the organism in Eukaryota, Metazoa, Chordata, Actinopteri, Beloniformes, Adrianichthyidae. The record is from RefSeq and is a predicted model, not a curated record. The transcript is spliced from 7 exons. Bases 106 to 978 code for a protein of 290 amino acids.